Molecule: messenger RNA, 1461 nt
Organism: Bacillus rossius redtenbacheri
Lineage: Eukaryota; Metazoa; Arthropoda; Insecta; Phasmatodea; Bacillidae
Product: D-altritol 5-dehydrogenase-like
Exons: 8
Coding region: 137-1189 (350 amino acids)
Molecular function (GO): zinc ion binding; oxidoreductase activity
Source: RefSeq, a predicted model, not a curated record
CGCGGGCAGAGCCGACCUUCGACAUGGACAGCGGCGAUAGCGAGAGCGUCCACGCCGCAGCACAGCGCAGCGACAGUCGCGGGUCUCCUCGGCCUGGUGCUGGUGCGAGCUGCGAGCGGGGCGUACCACAGGGAGGAUGCAGGCCGUGCAGUUGGACGCGAGCACGGGCCAGCUGCAGCUGCGCGUGGUGGACGUGCCACGUGCCCGGGGCGAGGACGUGCUCGUGCAGGUGGCCUUCUCGGGGGUCUGCGGCACGGACCUGCACGCCAUGCAGGGCGGCUUCCCGUGUCGCCAGACGGGCCCGCUCACCCUGGGGCACGAGUUCUGCGGCGUGGUGCGGGCAGUCGGCGACCAGGUGCGCGUCGUCAAGGUCGGCGACCGAGUGGCCGUCAACCCCAAGAGGGGCUGCGACAGGUGUGGCCUCUGCCAGGACGGCCGGUACCAGUUCUGCGAGGUGGACGCGGCGGCCCACUCGGUGGGCAUGUGGCGCGACGGCGGCUGGGCCGAGCUGUGCCUCGUGCCCGAGAAGAACCUGCACCGGCUGCCCGCCGGCAUGAGCCUGAGGCAAGCCUCGCUGAUGGAGCCCUUGUCGUGCGUCGUGCACGGCUGGGAGCUGGCGGCGCCCCUGCCCGUGGGCAGCCGGGUGCUGGUGCUGGGGGCGGGCGUCAUCGGCAACCUGUGGGCGGCCCUGCUGCACCACCACGGCCACCGCCAAGUCACCGUCAGCGAGCCGCUCGAGGGUCGCCGCCGGGCGCUGCACAAGCUGGGGACGGGCUACGAGGUGGUGAGCCCCGCCGAGCUGCGCGCCAAGCCGGCCGGCUGGACGGUGGACCUGGUGGUGGACUGCAGCGGCCACGCGCCCGCCGUGCAGCACGCGCUGGGGCUGCUGGGGCCCGGCGGCACCCUGCUGCUGUUCGGGGUCGCUCCUCCGCGGGCCGUCAUCAGCAUUUCUCCGUACGACAUGUACAAAAACGAGCUGAAAAUAAAGGCGGUGAAUCGGAACCCCUUCACCUGCAACAAGGCACUUGGACUCAUCGAAGCGAUGGGUGACAGAUACAUCGACUUCGAAAAGCUGGGAGUGAAGACAUUUCGCCUGACCGAGUACAAGUCGGCAAUCGAAGAGCUCGCCAAAGGGUCGAUAUCGAAAGCUAUGUUCGAAGUUGAUGCCGAGUUCCCGAAAGGCGCUUAGAUAGGCCAGCGAACCACCGAAUAUCGAAGUAUCGAGAAAACGAUACUUGAGGUCGUGUGCGCUUUGCCACCGCAGCGAGAAGAAGUGAAAGUUGUAAACAAAAGUUAAACUUUCCCUGACACUGUAUUCCUCUGCCGCAUUUAACUUGCGACAAACGGAAUAUUUUAUGCUUAUUUUUGUUUUUGUUUUAGCAUAACUCAUUAAAGCCUAUUAUUGAGCAGAUGCUCAUACUACAGAAUGACGGAAUAAAUAAAUAAAUAAAUGUGACAAAA